AUGGCCGUUUCCGCCCACAGCUUCCCAGUUUCGCUGCACAAAUUGACGAAUUCUGUCGAGCCAGAACAAAUUUUUAGCUUACACUACAUUGCAUAUGGUAGCGCUUUAAUCGUACAUUAUAUAAAUGGAAAUGUUGAAGUCCUGACUGUCGAAGGAGAAGGAGAAAACAGCACCGUGAUUGAUCAAAAUAUUCUGCAAAUUCGGGUUCAUUGCAGUGAAACAACUGUAGAGUCUAAAACCUGUGAAGCUUCUCUCCUUGUCCUUGGUAACGACUACAGUCUAACUGUGCAUUAUUUAUCCAUCAACUCUGAUCAACUCAAAGUGACCGAGUCUAACUCGGUAAAGUGCACCAAACAACAAUUACAACAGAUUCUAUGCAACGACACAAAGGAAGGUCUCCCAGAUCCAUCCUGCAUCCAUGUCUUGUCCUUUGAAUCUUCUUCUACAACUCUCCUCUUUGGUCGCUCCAUCUUGAAAUUAUCCUUCAACCCGGAUAUAAGACCCGAGCUCAAGGAACGUAUCGAGUUGGUCUGGGACCCCAAAGAAGGCAGUGUAAUCGAUAGUAAACUCCUACAUGGACUAGUGUUUCUAUUGCACCAGUCUGGUAAUAUCUCUGUACAUUCCCUGAGCAGGAGGCUGCUGGUCGCCACUGUCCACUUCCAGAAGUUCCUCCAUCAUUUAUACCCGAGUGCUACUCCGGAGACCCUGAAGCCCCUCCAUCCAGACAGCCUAGAUGUCAGCCCCGACCUACAGUACCUUAUCCUGACCCAACAGCAAGCCAAGUACAACAUCUACAAGCUCAACCUAACCGAGUACUUCAAUGCAUACCCUUACCAUGUCAAAGUUCACAGGUCAUCUCCUCAGUUCACCUCUUCACCCGGCGGUGGGAGAGAGGUUGCAGACGAGGAUGAGAUGGUGUAUAUGCAUGGGAGGGUCAAAGUUCAGGCGGUUGGAACGCCGGGGAAUCGAAGCUGGUUGAGUAUGCUGUCGACGGCUUCCAAGAAGUUAUCAGGAGGUCGUGGGUCAGAUGGAGGUCAGGCAGAGGUCAACUGGCUGGAGAGGGUCGGUGUGACUGAGUUGACUCACUCAAAGUUACAUCUCACAUCGGGUGUCGUCAACUCUAAGAAGCUUCCUGGUAGGAUUUCAGGUUUCCAGAAGCCGCAAACUAGACACGACUCUAUGUCAUCCUACCGACCCAAGAUCCACAUCCAGACGGACCAGGAGGAUGAGGCUUGCAGGCCCUCAGCAGCGGUCCGAGCUUCCAAGGCCUUCAGGGACCUGAAGGUGACUGAAAUGUUUGUCACAAAGAACUCUGCCGCUUUGUGGUAUCGGGGUAAUACUAAGCUCGAUGUUGGUAGAGGACGGUAUGGCGGAGUAUGCCUGCUGGAUCUGGCAACCAAUGACAUUGAUUACCAUAGCUUUACAGAGCCUGUCGUCGUUACCUUCUCCCAAGAUUCCAGCCAUCAAUAUCUCAUACUGUGUAGAACUGGUAUUGAAGCACUCGCUUAUGGAGUAGAUCAGGAAACUCUUGUCAAUAAGUUGAUGAUCUACAGCAGUGCCAGUCUAGCUGAGACUGUUUGUCAUUUAAACCACUGGGAUCAUUACUCUAUACCUAUACAUGCUCUGGAGGUCGGUUUGAAACAACGCCAGCUGGACACCGUGGCAUUCUUCCUCAAGAGUAGAGAAAACGUGUUCAAGUAUAGUCCUACACCUAGCUCCCCCACCGGUGGGGCUCCACGCUCUCCCUCCCCACUGACCGCCGAUCAGACCCAACUCUGGUCGGCCAUUGACCUCCUCAUCACCUCAAUCCGCGACCACAUCCAGGCGCACCAGUCUCGCCAGUACGCCAUGCAGCUCUUGAACCUCACCCUGGCCUACGUCAACAAGCUGAUCGAGAACGCUACGGAGACGCUGAAGGUGGUGCAGCAGGGGGAGGGGCUUGAAGUCUUGGGCGGCUUCAAUCUGACUGGAACGGUUCUCAAGGAGGCGUUGGUAAAGCUGAUGGGGUACGUGAAAGAGCUAUGGGUGUACCUCAAAGGGUGUCCAAAAUGGAUUGGGGCGCAGGCUAAGGACGAAGCCAAGAGUGAAGACAAAGUAGAUUCAGUUUCCCCAAACUACUUUGAGCCUGAUGGGAAGACAGCCCAGAAAUACACCAGGAAGUGGAAGAAAAUGUCACAAGAGGAAGUAAUUAAAGAUGCCAUCCUCGGACGCUGCCUACCUCUAGCCCAGGCCCAUCUACGCAGUUCCUACGGUGGGUCGGAGGUUAAAGUUCAGAUGUCUGACCUGGCUGACAAGGGACUCCACCUUAUGCUGGGUUCACUGCUACAGAGUGACCUUCAAACUGCAACCAAAUUGCUCCAAAACAUGGGAUAUAAUGUGCAGACGCAGCUCAAGAAAAUGUGCCUGUACACUGUCAACAGCAACCUCAGGGAUUUCCUUAUUGACCAUCUCCGCCAAUCAGGAUCAUUUACUACUGAGGAAGAGGGUAUGAUUACCUUCAUCCACCAAUUGGAACGCUUGUACACCUGUCAAUCAUUUGAUAAAGCUAAAGCAUUGGCUCUGGAGAGUGGGAAAAGGAAAUGGGCCAGUAUGGUCACCCCAAGGCACUCCCUGAAUGCAUGGGCGCAAAACCUCCUUGAGACAAGACUACAGCGAGGGGAACUGGUCAUGUGUGAGACGCCAAACUGCGAGAACUUCCACUACGCUCACAUCCCCCUGGAGUGGGUUCGAACCUGGGACCAUGAGAUCAGAGAGAGGGUGUUACUUGAUGUGCUUAUUAAAUCCAAGGAUACAUCGUUGCGACCUUCUCUGGACGCUAAGUCUAUUUGGAGUUACUUGACAAGCCACUGUGACUGGAAACACUUGUCUGAUUGGAUAGCAGCUAGCAACCCCGGCAGCCGCAGCAAGCCUGAUCAUCUCAAUCCAGUACUAACUCAGACGUUGUAUGCACACGGUGCUGAUGAAUUAGAGGCUUGCCCAGGCUAUCUGAGAGAGAAAAUACUGGAUGCAUUGGCAAGUCGUGACAUCUUCUCGUCGUUGGAGUUGGAAAAGUUUAAUCUACUCCUGACGAGGCUCAGUCGUACUCUGCAGCUAUUCUCAGACACUCCAUUCCAAGACAACAGAGACCUGAGAGAGAAGUUCAGUCAAUGGUUCAUCAAUCUUUGUCUCAAGGAGCAGCUGACUAGCGUCUUGUAUCUCUUCUUGGACUUCUACAGAUUGUACUUGUCAGAGAAUGAGGUUGUGUCACAAGUGAGUGACAACAGAUGGCUGGAGAUGCUUCUACACUUCAGAUGGGUUGGAAGACAGACCACUGAUCCAUCUCUGAUGUUCCAGGCCAGUCUGUCCAAUUCUCAUCUACUGCUCGGAAAUGUCCAACCAACCAUAUCUCAACUCUUUGAGGCAGGACAUCCAGUAGUUGCCUUGGCAACGCUCAUCUAUGCACCGGGAACAUUCUCAGAGGCAAUGAGUCCAGCAUUGACAGUAGAAGAGAAGAUUUGGAAGGUUGAUGGUGAGGUGAUGAAGGAGGCCCUCAAGCAGUACCCUAAGCUACAAGCAGCUGUGUUUCCACCGAUAGAUGUAGAUGGAGUCAGUAAACAGGAUAUCACAGUCUACCAACUAUUGCAGGGGAACUGUCCAUACGAUCCAGCUAAACUCUUUAAAUGGCAGACAACUAACCCAAUGGGCAACAAGCAGAAUGGAACUGAGAUGCCUCAUUUCUCACAGGCUCAUCUCGUCAGUCAGUAUGCUUACACUGAGGCGUUUCGCUUCACCUACUACCUCUAUCAAGGUAGACCCUCCUUUGCCUACUUGGCCUUCCUAACAAGUCAGCUGCAGGAUGGAGGCACGCUGACAAAGAAGAGGGUGCUACAGGCCUACCUCAAGGCUUACAGCAUUGCCAUCAGGCACUUGUCAAACCGAACAAUUGCCUCGGCCUGCGUCGCAUUCGUUGAGAUGCUCGGUCAGGACAGUAUGUCCGUACGGAUUGACCUCCAAGCUGCCUCGGCCGUCCUAGAGAGGAAAUCCACCCAUGGGGAUGGCGGAGGAAAGGCCAGGAAAGACCAAGAACAAAAUCUAGUGAGGAUGCUCCUGGCGUGUCUUCAAGGAAGUGGAAAUGCCAAAGAGUUAUUGCAGUUGUUAGAGGAUGCUAUCACGUACAAACUCAACCUUGCCAAAACUAAACUGACAUCAUGGGAGGCAUCAGAGGAAUGGACGUUGGUAAUUCUCUUCUGUCGUCGACAUCAGCUACCUCUAAGUGAGGUCUACCUGAUUCAAUGCGCUUCAGACAACCAAUGGCUACACUUCACCUGCUUUGUACAGGCGCAUCAAUACCCUAAAGAGCAGGUCUUAGAUCUUCUGAAGAAAUUCAGCUCCAUUACAGUGAGGGAGCACCUCCAUGAUGCAUUCCGCAACCUGCACUUUGGCCCGGCUCUCAUCAGAGACGAUCUGCAGGGGGUUAGACAGCGCCCUCUAUCAUCCCAGCGAGUACGCGAUGUUAAAGCGCACUAUUAUCAUCGAGUUGGAUUCCUACGAAGGAGAACUGCUGAUAUGAGCUCUGAGGAUGAUACUACAUGUGGAAGUGACGAUGCAUUAUCAACUGAUGAUAGUACAACGCAACCUACUGCCCCACUGGAGCUAAACAUCAGCAGAGUUCCAAAGGAUCUCUUCAGUGUUCUAUUUGAAUGUAAUACUUCACCGGUGCCAUGGAAGUCUCUACUAGCCCAUGCAGUGAUACUCGAGGAACCAGUGCUUGCCAUCAUAGCGUCAUGCUAUAAGGACUGCGUUCCUUUAGACUGUCUCUGCACGUGGCUGUUGACCUCUCUGGAUGACCCAACCUCUACCGCUAAGGUCACUGGGUCAAUGACCUCGGUCCAGUGGCACAGCUGGACGCUGGAAGAGCUGACGUUGAUCGUUGAGGUUGCCAUGACAGCCGGUCUGGCGACACUCUUGGCCAAAGGGUUCUACAUAUUUGAUAAGGACUGCGCCUUGAAUUCGUUUCUGAGUUUCUGCGAGGCAAUGUUGGUGAAAUGUGACACAUCUCGAGCUAAGAUCUGCCUGCAGGACUUCAAGGCUGCUAUUCUUAAGUGUCGCAGAAAGGGUAUCUCAGGAUCAGGGUCUCAGAGUCCACGAACCUCAGCGGAUUUCAAGAUUGGAAAUCUCAAGUGGUAUGAGGAGACGGCUAGCGCUGUGGUUCUAUCCAUGGUGGUGACUAGUACCACCUACUGGGAUACCUGCUCUCUGCUUGAGGUCUUAGCUCAUGCAAACUUCUCUAGGAUCGUGUCGAGACAAGCCCCUGACUUCAACAAGCUACACAAGGUAACGCAAGCCCUGACAGACACCCCAAUACAAGCCGAGAUAACUCGUCUUGUUGGUGUCAAUGAGCCAGAGUACACAGCAGAGUGUAACAGAGUCUUACAAUGCUUGAAGGAGACAAAGUCGUUCAAGAAGGCUAAAGAGUUCGCAAGCGUGGCCGGACUUCCUGUAGAUCAAGUCAUCGUUGAGCAGUUGCUCUUUGACCUGAAUGACCUCCAGAGGUCAAAGGUCUGGAAUGCUGAAUCAGGCAGGAUGAUAUUCUGGAAAACGUGUCACAAUACAUUCAAGGCCAACCGUGUUUCAGGGAGUACAGCAUCAACAUUCUUCCAAAAUCAGGUGAAUGAGCAGAAAGACUUACACGCCAGAGAAAAAGCCACUUUGCUUAGUCUUGCUCAAAGGUGGUUAUCUAAUGAGACCAGCGCACCUUCACAAGUAAAAGCGGCUGCAGAGAGACUACAGCAAGAGGCCUGGAGCUGGAGACUAAGAGCUGAGGUGGAGAAGAUGGAAACCAGCUCUGUCCCUCCUUCGCUGCUAGAGGGCGCUUUCACUACUGGCCCCGAUGAUAGGUUCGGUGAUAUGGACUGUAAGUGUCUCAUAUCAGAAGAGUUGCUGUACAUUGCUGAUGUCAAGGUGGAUCCGUACUCACCUCCAAUCCUUAAAGAUGAAAAGGAGGUAGCAGCGUUGAAUUUAAUCUUAGGCAACCUUCUCGACAAGUGCUGCAUCAAGAAGGCCUAUCAACUAGCUAAACAGUUCAACCAUUAUCACGAGGACCUCUCAAUCAUACUGACCAGCAUCCAGUUAGCUAUGGGCCUCAUUGCAGCCAAUCAGAUGAAGCCUGACAUGAAGAGAAUGGUGGCAGAGGUGGGAUCCAGAAGUCUAGGAGGUGGUGGAGGAAGGCAAAGUAGAAAGAUGAGCGAUGCUUGGAAGGGUAUGAUGUCUAGAGGGAUGCUCACAAGAUCUGCAAGUACUGUGAGUAUGACCAGCAUGGCUAGCCUGGACCAGUAUGAGGAGGAGUUAGAUGAGACACUGAACACUAUGGAAUCACUCUCAGCUAACUGCUCAUCCCAGGCUAAGCAGUGCUGUAAUAGAGUCAUCAAUGCAUACAGAAUAGGCCAGAUUCUUGGCAGCAGUUACAAGUCGGUUGUGAUUCAAGCUCCAUUUGAUAGCCUGAGAUCCAUACUACGAUGCAGUCACCCACAACGCUUUGCCAUCUCCAAGACAUUCAUCCUGGCCAAUGAAAUGACUGACAUACAGGUGGCAGGGUUUUUAUGUGAAGCAGUUGUCACAAGCUUGAAGGCACGCCAUCCAAAACGCAGGGAGGGGCUAGGUGCCACGUCGAGGUUUCCAUCUUCACCAUCUCUAGGCUCCUACAUCAGCCAAGAUCUGAGUGAGAAGGAAGAGUUCAGUCAGUUGAUACAGCUGUGUAGAAACCCGGCCAUCCUUGGGAAUAGACUACUACAGGAAGCGACGUCAUUGGUCAGCUCAGAUGCUGGCAACAGCAAAUCAGUUCUGACCAUGGAGGUUGAGCUAAUCGUCAGAGCCCAUGAUUGUCACACUGUUUGCUGUAACAUGGAAGGGAUCUCUAACGUACUCAGGAAGUGUCGAGAGUGCAGCGAUGCCCUCACCCAGUCAGAAGAGUUCACCCUGCUGGUGCGGUUAUUGACGGGUGUAGGGAGAUAUUGUGAGAUGUCUUAUGUCUUUGAUGUACUCCGAGCUAACCAACAGUUUGAGCUUCUCUUUAAGCGAGGAGGGAAGGACACCAAGCUGAAGGUUGCGCUACUGGACUACCUGAAACGCUGUGACCCUCCAGACACCGAGGCCUAUAACUUUGUAGCCGUUAAGUUUGAGAUGAAUCGGGAGAUUGCCGAGCUGCUUAUGAGAGAUGCUCAGGAGCAGCUGCAGAGCUUUAAUAAGAAGGCUAUGGGUGCAAAUAUCGAAUUGCAGAACAGUCUUCAAAAUGUCUUACAGGAUUUUACAAAAGCUGCACAGAGCUACGCUAAGGACAACUGUCUGAGACACGCUGAGCAGUGUGUGAAGCAGGCCCGCUUAGUUGCAUUACAACUUCAUCUACUUCCAACUAAGCAACAUGUCAUCAAUCUAGACUCCAAAGCUCUGACGUCUUUCAUGAAUAAACACACAAAGUUCCAUGAGGCACUGAUCGUAGCCGAUGCCUAUGGGAUGAUGCAAUCCUUAUGGUCCGAUGCUAUCUAUCACGUCGUCGUCAUGCAAGGAGAUUUCCAAUACCUGGAGGACUAUAGCGUCUGUAAACCUCUUGAUGGAUCUCUCUUCAGGGAUGUCGCUAACAAGUAUCGUCAAGAAAGCAGCCGACUGUUUCAGGCCUCGACCAACAUGAAGAAGUUUUUGAGUUACUGUAGUGAAGUAUUGACAGCCUACAAGAUUGCCACUGAGCUGGGUUUCCAGGACCUGGCUGUGAAUCUACUGGAGGGUGAAGCAGGGUCGUACCUCAAGGAUGUAGCAUGAUCUGAUGACGGGGACUGAAGGACAUCACCUAAGCAACCUUUGCUUCUCAACAAAGUUAUAAGGCCCAAUUUCAAAGUAGCUGUGCACAAAGUAGCUAAGCACAAAGCAAUCAUGCUAAGCUACAAAUACCAUGUCAUAUGCUUCAUUAGUUAUUAAUAUGAUUAAAUUUGAAAAUGUUUGCAUUGCAUCAAUAUUUAAUAUUGUGAAGCAACUGCAGGGCCAAAUCUUACCGGCUCCCACAAAUUGAGAGAAAAAAUUAUUCUAGCGUUAAUGUAUAAUUUCUGAGCACCAAAGGCUUAAGCGGUAAGCCGUGUCAGAAUUAUUGGCUACGGCUUCAUCAAUCAACAUGCACUGAAGUAUAAAACGUUCUUAGCAACACACUUAACAACAGUUGUACUGGUAGUUGUAGUUGUAGCCACUCAUUCAGAAACAACCUUAUUUUUUCGUAAUUGCAAAUUGCAAGGUUUUUUUUUUUUUUUUAGUCUGUGGGAGCAGCCAUAUUAUAUACUUUGAGAUAAAAAUAAUAUUUCCACUAAACUAAAUCUAUAUUAAAUCUUCUGCAAGUUAAUACUUUAUACAAUUGUGUCACUAUAAGUGCAAUUAUGUAAAUAAAUAAAAAGCCAAUUUAUAAUAUAAAAAUUGUUUUCGUACA
Molecule: messenger RNA, 8443 nt
Organism: Asterias rubens (European starfish)
Lineage: Eukaryota; Metazoa; Echinodermata; Asteroidea; Forcipulatida; Asteriidae
Product: spatacsin-like
Exons: 43
Coding region: 1-7791 (2596 amino acids)
Biological process (GO): chemical synaptic transmission; axon extension; synaptic vesicle transport
Cellular component (GO): cytoplasm; axon; dendrite
Source: RefSeq, a predicted model, not a curated record